AAUUGUCAUCGGUUAUUGUGCUUACUGAAAAUUUCGCCAUAGACAUAACUACACAUUUAAGGCAAAUAAAAAGCAUUUAAAAGUUAAGAAAAGCAAAAAAGAAGUUAACAAAACCGUAGUAAAUUUACAGACUGAAAAUAAGAAAAGUAAAAACGUUAUUUUAGAACGAAUUUGCAGCCUCUGUGUCGCUUGCAAGCGCCAUGGCAAAAGUACAUAUUACAAACGUGGUCGUAUUGGACAAUCCCAGUAGCUUUUUUAAUCCCUUUCAGUUUGAGUUAACGUUCGAGUGUAUUGAAGAACUGAAAGAGGAUCUGGAAUGGAAAAUGAUAUAUGUUGGUUCUGCUGAGUCAGAGGAGUAUGAUCAAGUGUUGGAUACGAUAUACGUAGGUCCCGUACCAGAAGGCCGUCACAUAUUUGUCUUUCAAGCGGAUCCUCCCGAUGUGACGAAAAUUCCAGAACAAGAUGCUGUAGGCGUGACGAUAGUAUUGCUUACUUGCUCGUAUCGUGGCCAAGAGUUUGUUCGCGUUGGAUAUUUCAUUAAUAAUGACUAUGCAGACCCCGAAAUGCGAGAAAACCCGCCGCCUAAGCCUCUGUUUGAUAAACUUACACGUAAUAUAUUAGCAACAAAGCCGCGCAUCACCCGCUUCAAAAUAAAUUGGGAUGACGCACCCUCUAAUGGACUACUGAACGGUAAUGGGCAAUUAAAUGCGCAUGCGAUGGACGAUAGAGAUGACGGCGCUUCGACUUCGGCAGCGGCGGGAGCAAUAAGACCUGGAUCAAACGGUAAUGGGUUCAAUAGUGCUGGUUGCGAAUCGAUGGACACACCAGAAGCAAUUUGCGAUGAUAAUAGUCUGAACAUGCCAAUCGAAAAUGGUGUUACUGCACUUAAUGAAAAUUCGAAUUCGCUUGCCAUGGAGUGCUAGGAUAUUUCUAGUUUACCUAAGUCAUCGCCUGUUUAUAUCAUCCUGUUUACAAGUAUUUUUGUACCUAAUAUCUGUCACACCACAACCAGUUAGUAAUGCAUAUGCAUCGGCCUGGAAAUAUCUCAUUGUUUUUUUCUCAAUUGUCGCUAAUUCAGCUUUUUUCGGUUUAUAAUUUAGGUUUUUUUUUUGCAUUUUCGCUAAUAGAAUUAUAGUUUAUUGAAGAUGUUUAGUAAUCUAAUAAGCUAAUUAAUGGAAAUUAAUUUAUAAAUAUAGACAACUUUAAUUAUAAUUAAAAUCUGUUUGUAAUUAAAUGUUAUCACUUAAUAUGUACAAAAGAAUGUUGUCUGUGCUGAGGGAUCGGUACUAUGACACAUGAAUGCACA
Messenger RNA from Anastrepha obliqua, 1306 nucleotides. RefSeq names its product histone chaperone asf1 (gene asf1). Lineage: Eukaryota; Metazoa; Arthropoda; Insecta; Diptera; Tephritidae. The record is from RefSeq and is a predicted model, not a curated record. Gene Ontology annotation, molecular function: histone binding. Gene Ontology annotation, cellular component: nucleus. Bases 201 to 923 code for a protein of 240 amino acids. The transcript has a single exon. Gene Ontology annotation, biological process: DNA replication-dependent chromatin assembly.